Messenger RNA from Lytechinus pictus (painted urchin), 1134 nucleotides. Its product is annotated as QRFP-like peptide receptor. Gene Ontology annotation, biological process: G protein-coupled receptor signaling pathway. The record is from RefSeq and is a predicted model, not a curated record. Gene Ontology annotation, cellular component: plasma membrane. Bases 1 to 1134 code for a protein of 377 amino acids. Gene Ontology annotation, molecular function: G protein-coupled receptor activity. NCBI's taxonomy places the organism in Eukaryota, Metazoa, Echinodermata, Echinoidea, Temnopleuroida, Toxopneustidae. The transcript has a single exon.
AUGAAUUCGCUGGUGCUCUUUGUCAUGGCGAGAUCGCCCCGCGGUCGGAAGUCGUCUCACAACGUGUAUGCCGCCAGUCUUGCCUUUUCCGAUCUCAUGGUUGUGCUCAUCGAGUGCCCAAUGAUCUAUGCACAGUUCCUGUUGCCUGGCGAUGUCUCGAAGAUAAUCUUCAACCCAAAGACAUUCUGGGUUUGCAUCAUGUCUUUUUACUUCAACUCCUUUUUCGGUACUGCCUCAAUCAUGACCCAGCUGGCACUCAAUAUCGACCGUUACUGCAUGAUCAUCCACCCGCUCACGACAAGGGCAUUCGCGACGCCCACGAACACUCGAGCUGGGUUUAUUCUGGUGCUGGUUUGGUCGAUAUCGAUGAUUCCACAAUUUGGAAACAUCUUCCUCUUAAAAGGGGUAGCCAGUGAAUCAUACGAAAUGCAUGGUGGAAGAAGUGUAUACCAGGUCAACUUUUGUAUAAGCCGCAAACCUAGUGAUAAUCCUUACACGCCGCACGUUUACACCGCAACUGUCUUUACAAUCUUCUAUCUAUCAACACUGGUCACAACUAUUGGUCUCUACAUUAAAAUGGUGUUCUCUCUGAGACAAAGAAAACCAACUUCAGCAGCCGCAGAUGAUCGAAUAUACUCCAUAUACACGCGGAGAGACUCGGUGCGCGUAAACCGCCAAAAGGUUCACCGUGCAGCUUCGCGAAAUAUUUUGCGGAUAAUGGGUUGUUCUGUGCUGUCUUACUGCUUCUGCUACUCUAUCUACUUCUACAUCAACCUGUACUAUAUUUAUUUUGGAUUCUUGAAAAGCAACGGGUUCUCGCUGUUCGUUAUCGCGAACCUUAUGGGCGCGUUCAACGCGCUUGUGAAUCCAACAUUGUUUGCUUGUUACAGCGACGAAUUUAAGAAAAUGGUGUUCGCAAAGAUCGGUUGCUGUGGGCCGAAGAGGGGAAACGCGCAAUCACUACGAUCCAGUUACCGGAACUCGAGUGAGAGUGUUCGAUGCGCAUCCGUGUAUCAAACUUCCUCGAACUCGUCGGUCGUUAGCACUGCGACGUCGAAUAAUGGUGUUUUGCCGACUCGAAGUCAGACUAGUACACAUUCUGAGUCAACAACAGUGACAGAGACAGAGGCCUAG